AUGACAUUCCGAGCAAAACUGUGACAAAGGUGGCUUGUAAUCAAAGACCAGUGUGAUGUGAUGUAAACAACUCGGGGAAAAAGCUAAUACUAGAUCAUAGAUUAAUCGCCAGUACGACCUGAUGAACGUAAGAGUACGUGUUCCCUGAAACAGUCGUUGAUAAUUAAUUCUAAACCAGUGCGUUGAAGUUUUUUUACGUAUAUAUACAUACAAGACUCGGUGGUUGAACUUGAACUGAGACAAAGAACGGCCAGUUUCUGUUUAUUAAUGAUCCGUGAUCUCACAGAAGUGCUCUGUCAGAUAUGAAAGCAGUGCUGUCCUCGGACGUUUAAUGGCAGUCGUGUGUUUAUUUAUCAUCUGCAGAGACAGCUGACAAUGCAUUAGAGAUGUGUAGCAAAGCCUGACAUUGGCAACGACAUCUACGUAGUUCCCUAACACAGUCGCAGACUACAGUAUUUAUUCAAGUUGCAAAGCACGAAGGAACACGAUGUUCUACCGCAGCAUUUACUCUCUUCUCAUUUUUGCCACUCUGUUAGCCGCUCCUAAUUAUGCGGCCAAUAACUACAGAGCUGUUGUACUCAUUCAUGGAGUCCUCACUGGAAGCGAGAGCAUGGAGUUGAUAAGCAAUCGAAUACAAGAGAUGCACCCUGGCACCCAGGUAUUUAAUACGGUAAGGUACGCCGGAUGGAGCAGCCUGGAGCCUAUGUGGCGUCAAGUGGAAGAGAUCGGGGGUGACAUUAUGGCAAUUGGCGCCGCGUUUCCCGAAGGAAUAAAUCUGCUCGGGUACAGUCAGGGCGGCCUCUUGGCCAGGGCAAUCCUGCAGAAAUUUCCCGACCACAAUGUCAGAAAUUUUAUUUCGUUAAGUUCUCCGCAAGCUGGGCAGUUUGGAACUCGAUUUCUGCACCUGUUCUUCCCAGAUCUGGUAUGCGAAACUGCCUAUGAACUGUUCUACUCAAAAGUAGGACAGCGGACUAGUGUUGGCAACUAUUGGAACGACCCUCAUCAUCAGGGAUUGUACUAUAACUACAGCAGAUUUUUGCCAUAUGUGAACAACGAAAAAACCAGUUCAUUGACUGACGAUUUCAAACUUGGCAUCACAAAGUUGCGUAAGAUGAUUUUAAUCGGGGGACCUAACGAUGGGGUUAUCACUCCGUGGCAGAGCAGUCAGUUCGGAUAUUAUAAUGUCAAUGAAACCGUGGUCGAAAUGAGAGAUAGGGAUAUUUACAUAAAGGAUAUGAUAGGACUGAAAACUCUCGAUAAACACGGGAAGUUGAAGACGCACGUAGUGCCAGGAAUUUCGCAUUUUGAAUGGCAUAGAAAUACGUCGAUUGUAGAUGAUUAUAUAUUACCGUACCUUGAUUAAAACUCAUUAAAAUAAUAGCUCAAGUUAGAAAUUUAAUGGAAUACUUUUGAUUAAAAAAUGUUUUCAUGUAAGAAAAUACUCUCUAAACGUGAAAACGAUUGAAUGCGAGUUACAUUUAUCUGGAAUUAUCUAAGGAGAUGAAAAAUGGUGCAAAAAUAAAAAUCUAUUUUUUUAGUAAUGAACAGGUAUCAUUAACCCUCACAAGUUUUAACGAAUUGUCGUAAUGUCUAAUAUCAGCAUGAUCACGUGGGACACAUCCGAGUAAAUGACUAGAGGAGUAGGCGAAUUACCAAAAUUUUUCUUUAAAAUACUAAUUAUUCGAUUCCAUCCAUUUUUUUUCAAAGUUUAUACGUUAAGGUAUGUUCACUAAUCGGUUGAUCUAAAAUAAAAAACUUCUUUUUUAUUAACGAAACGGUGAACGUUUCGACUUUAUCGUUCAUUUUCGGCCUAAAUUUAACACCUUUUUUGAACCAUAAAAAAAAUAAAUAAUUGAAUUAAAAUAAAACCCAUAGGCAGCGAACGAAACAAAAUGUACAAAAAUAUUGUGUCCAAAUCUGGUAAAAAUUGGUCGUGCCGUUUUCGGGAUGUCCUAGCCACGGACUCGGAAACGUAGUUUCGAGAUAAUCGAGUUCGAAGUUCGACGAAACGGCCGCAACUUCUACAAUUCUUCGAAUUUCAUUAUGCAAUUUACACACAAAAUUCUUCAUACUUCAAACUUUCAGGAACGCGAAUAAAAAGAAAAUUGAUUUUUUAAAUAUUUUACUCGGAUGUGCCCCCUUAAUAUAGUAGCUAUUCACGUGGGUUUGACUGCAGAUCGUCUUUUUAUCGCAUUUCUGUAGUGAUUUUUUUAAAAGGCGUAACGCGAGGUUUUCAAUUUUUUUUACUGAUAUAGGCAUGUGUCGUGUAAUUCGUGAUCAACUGAAUUUAGAAUCUUGGAAAACUCACUAGCAUUGUACAUACAUAAUGCCGCUGUUAUAAAAGCGUAAAAUAACAACCUGAAACAAUCUAAAUUAUAAAAUUCUGAUAUUACAAAGGCUUAUAAGAGAGUUCAUACAGAGUUGCUGAUUGUUAUGAAUUAUAGCAUCAAACAUUUGUGUACAAUAAUUAUAGCGUAAUUGUUAAAAAUAAUGCAAAAAUAUAUAAACAAAUAAUUGUUUAUUCUCAUGUAAGUGAAGCGACUGAAUAAAAAUAAGAAAAAACAAUACAAAAUGUAAACCCAGCACUCUUUUGUCACAAAAACCGAAAAAAAUCUGCACAAAUCAUCAAGAGUCAAUUUUCCAUAUUUAGGAGUUAGCUAAUUGUAAAACCAUAUUUCAAUUACUCUUGCCGCAAUUUUCUUCAAAGCAACAGACCGCUUGGCAUCUACCGAGUACAAAAAACGAUCGUUGAGCCAAAACGAUAUUCCAAGUGCUCCAACGGCAGCCAUGUUGGUUUCACUUCAAAUUCUCAAUUCACGGGUAAAAUCUGAUCGUCGAAC
This is a messenger RNA of Diprion similis, 2840 nucleotides long. RefSeq names its product lysosomal thioesterase PPT2 homolog (gene Ppt2). Bases 488 to 1363 code for a protein of 291 amino acids. The transcript has 4 exons. The record is from RefSeq and is a predicted model, not a curated record. Gene Ontology annotation, molecular function: palmitoyl hydrolase activity; thiolester hydrolase activity. Lineage: Eukaryota; Metazoa; Arthropoda; Insecta; Hymenoptera; Diprionidae. Gene Ontology annotation, cellular component: lysosome.